Molecule: messenger RNA, 971 nt
Organism: Eucalyptus grandis
Lineage: Eukaryota; Viridiplantae; Streptophyta; Magnoliopsida; Myrtales; Myrtaceae
Product: indole-3-acetic acid-induced protein ARG7
Exons: 1
Coding region: 190-606 (138 amino acids)
Biological process (GO): response to auxin
Source: RefSeq, a predicted model, not a curated record
GACUCUCUCUCUCUCUCUCUCUCUCUCUCUCUCUCUCCUUCUUUCGCUCUCUCUCUCUCUCUUUCUAUCGCUGCACUGACCCUCGCUCACUUCCCUUCGCUUUCGUCGGGGAAAAAGAAAAGAAGAAGAAGAAGAAGAAGAAGAAGAAGAAGAGGCGGAACGGAACGGAACGGAAAGGAAAGGGAAGGGAUGUCGUCGGACUUCGGGAGCUCCAACAAGAUCCGCCGCAUUGUGACGAUCCGGCAGAUGCUGCGGCGGUGGCGCAGGAAGGCCGCGGCCCAGGCGGCGGCGGCGCCGCCCCCGGACGUCCCGGCGGGGCACGUGGCGGUGCUCGUGGGGGCCCGGUGCCGGAGGUACGUGGUGCCCGCGACGCACCUGAACCACCCCGUCUUCCGGCGGCUCCUGGUGCGCGCCGAGGAGGAGUACGGGUUCGCGAACCACGGCCCGCUCGCGAUCCCCUGCGACGAGGCGGCGUUCGAGGAGAUCCUCAUGGCGGUGUCCCGGGCCGAGGAGCUCCAGCGGUGCUGCCACGUGGGGCUCCGCGGCGGCCCCCACGGCGGCCUCUUGGGCGAGUCGAGGCCGCUGCUCAACGGCGUCGCGGACUGAGGUUUUGAGUUCCCGAGAGGCGCGUGGGCCUGAAUUUCUCGCCACGAUUUUUCCUUUUUUAAUAUUUUCUUCUUUCUUUUUUCCUCUUUUUUUUUUUCUUCUUCUAUUUUAGUAUGAUGGGCUUGUUGAGUAAUUUUUUGUUCUUCAUCAGAAGCUCCGGUAGGGAUUAGUUGACGAAAAAGGCUGAAGAGGGUCCAUCCAGAUCAGUGUUGUAAAUUCAGUGGUUGACUAAUUGUAGGAAAUCUCGGGAGAGUACCGAAAUUAGUUGAAGCAUUAAUUAUUAUGUUUUUAACCGUAGUUUGUUAUGUUCAUAAUCUUGGACUGUUGUCAUUUUAUUAAUUAUCGAAUUUUGGACCUGGAGGUUA